AUGGAUAAGAGCUCAGCUACACCAAAUGAUUCAUUUACAAGUGCCAUGACACUUACUGAAGAGGGACUAACCUGUAUUCCCAAACGUUACAUCGUUCCAUCAUCCCUACGCCCCAACGGAACCUUGUCCAACUCCAACACAUGCUUGCCAAUUGUGGAUCUAUCCUUACUGCAACACCCUCUUCUUCGGCCUCAGAUAAUCCAGCAAGUAUACCUGGCCUGCAAGGAACUAGGUUUUUUCCAGGUAGUCAACCAUGGAAUUCCAUUGUCAGUCAUGAAAGAUGCAUUAGAUAAUGCGAUUGAGUUCUUCGAUUUACCAAGUGAAGAAAAACUGCAUCUCUUGUCUUCAAAUGUUCAUGACCCCGUAAGGUAUAGUACCAGUCUAAAUGAUGACAAAGACAAAGUAUCCUUUUGGAGAGACUUCCUCAAGCACUAUGCUAAUCCAAUCUCAAAUUGGAUAGAUUUGUGGCCAUCAAACCCCACAUUUUACAAGUGA
Molecule: messenger RNA, 495 nt
Organism: Solanum tuberosum (potato)
Lineage: Eukaryota; Viridiplantae; Streptophyta; Magnoliopsida; Solanales; Solanaceae
Product: 2'-deoxymugineic-acid 2'-dioxygenase-like
Exons: 2
Coding region: 1-495 (164 amino acids)
Source: RefSeq, a predicted model, not a curated record